AUGGUAUACGGCGAGGCUAGUUAUCUUUCACAAAAUUUUCAACGCCAGUUAUUGGAGAAUCCUUCUUUCAUUCAUGCAUAUCAGAUGGAUAUUGAAGAACAAAUCACAAAUGUGUUUUGGUGUGAUGCAAAUAUGAUUUUAGAUUAUGGAUAUUUUGAUGAUGUUGUGUCAUUUGACACCACAUAUUGUACCAACUUUGCAAAUAGACCACUUGCUCUGUUUUCUGGUUUCAACCACUAUAAGGGUUUGAUCAUUUUUGGUGCAGCACUAUUGUAUGAUGAAACAAUUGAGUCAUUUAAGUGGUUGUUCGAUACAUUCUUACAAGCACACAACAACAAAAAAUCAAAGAUUGUCUUCACUGACCAAGAUCAAGCAAUGGCUAAAGCAUUUGCUAAAGUAAUGCUUGAGACUCACCAUGGUUUAUGCACUUGGCACUUGUCACAAAAUGGGAUUAAACACCUUGGAAACUUGAUGAAAGGAGGAAGUUAUUUUUUAAGAGAUUUUAAAAAGUGCAUGUAUGAUUAUGACAUUGAAAAAUAUUUUGAAACAGCUUGGAUCGACUUGAUCAACGAGUAUAAUGUUCAUGAUAAUAACUGGAUCAAAUCAGUUUAUGCUAUUAAAAAAAUGUAUUUCAUGCUAUAUGAAUGGAGCAUUAACACUUGGUAUGCGGAGUACCCAAGUUAG
Messenger RNA from Lathyrus sativus (Indian pea), 684 nucleotides. Lineage: Eukaryota; Viridiplantae; Streptophyta; Magnoliopsida; Fabales; Fabaceae. The record is from the annotation of a GenBank genome assembly.